AGAGCCAGCAUCACAGCCACCAUGGCCAUCAUGGGCAGCCGCGGGCAAGCCAUUAUCACACGGGGAAUCACUCUCAGUCCGGUCCUGGUCCUAGUUCUGGUGCUGGCGACGACCACAUCGGCAUCCGCUACUGCUGCUGCUGCUGCUGCAUCAAGCGAGCCGCCUCUGGCGCCCGGAUGGGAGGAGCACAAGGCGCCGUCGGGCCAGUCGUACUACUACAACCCGAGCACAAAGGAGUCGGUCUGGGUCCGCCCUGUGGCCAAAACAGCAGCUGCUGGCUCCGCGCUUGCUGCGCCUCAGUCUCAGCCGGCGGCCGCCGCAUCGGCGGCCAUGCCCUGGCGUGAGUGCACGGCAGACACAGGCAUGCCGUACUACUACAACGAGGUGACUGGAAAGUCGGUCUGGGUCAUGCCGCCCGAGUACAAGGCCUACAUCGAGGCCAAGAACCCAUCGGCGAAACCCGCAGCCGCCGCAGCGGUGCCCAGCCCGCAAAAGGCGCCGGCCGCAGCAAAGUCCAGGUCGGCAACAAGGGCCAAGCCGGCGGAAAAGGCCAAGCCGGUGCCGGUCGUCGAGCCAGUCAAGAAGGAGCCAGUCGUGGCAGUUUCCAAGGAUGAGGCCCGCAAUCUGUUCAAGGUCAUGCUCAGUGAGGCUCGCGUUAACCCGCGACUGCGUUACGACGAGGUCGAGGCCGAGCUUGGCUCGGACCCUCGGUUCAGUAUGCUGCGGUCUGUGGCUGAACGCCGCGCGCUCUAUGGUGCGUGGUCGACAAGCGAGAUGCAGCGCCGCUCCGCCGCCGCCGCCGACGCCAAGAAGGCCGUCUUUGACAACUUUUUGGCCAUGGUCAAGGAUCUUGACGGUGCAUCCAAGACCUACGCCGCAUUCCUCGACGCCGCCGCAGACGACCCGCGCCUCAUCGCCGUCGACUCGGUCUCGCUGCGCGAGAGUCUGUUUGACGACUGCGUCCGCGCCAUCCUCGACGCCGAGCGCGACGCCGAGCGCGACGCCAAGGCCAAGGCCGAGGCCGAAUUUGUCGCCUUUAUGGCCUCAGACAGUGCGGGCGUGACCAAGGACUCGACCUGGUUUGCCUGGCUCGAAGCACAUCGCGAGACCCUCGCCCGUUUCCACAUGCUCCCGCCGCUCCGUAUCCUCGACGGCUUUGCCGACACUGUCCGCAAACUUGAGGACGCCGACGCCGCAGCUUCCGAUGCCGCCGCCGCCGCAGCCUAUCGCGAGCAUCGCAAGAAGCGCGAUGCCUUCCGCUUGCUCCUUGCCAAGCACACGUCCGCCAUCCGCGUGACCACCAAGUGGGACGAGUUUGUGCCCGCCAUCGCCGCCGAGCCUGCGCUCCGCGAGCUACUCGGCACCCCAGGCUCGACACCGCGCGAGCUGUUUGACGACUUUAUCGCGGACAAGAUGGUCCCGUUCCUUGCCGACCUCGCGCUUGUCAAGUCUGCACUGCAUGCCAACGGCGUUGUUGUCACGCCCGACACGACCGAGGCCGAGUUCAACGCUUCCCUCACAGACCUACUUGCCGCCAACAAGCUCUCGGACGACUCGCACCUCGCUGACGCAUACCAAUACAUGGUUGAGCACGCGAGCAUGCCGGGCGUCGCGCCAGGCGUCGCGGCGUCGGCCCCUGCUGCCGCAGGCACCGCCUCUGUUCCCGACGCUGACCUUUCGGCUGAGUCUGGUGAGCUCUCCGGCUACUCGUCGUCCGACAACGACGACGACGCUCCAGCGCCUGCUGUCUCUGAUGCCGGCGUCGACGCCGAGGCGUCGUCUGAGCCGCAAUCCCGGAAGCGGAAGCGUGCCGAGCCUACUGCCGAGCCGACCGCCGAGCCCGCUGCCGAGCCGGUCGCCGAGCCCGCUGCCGAGCCACCGACCGCACGCCGCUCCAAGCGCGCUAAGCGUUAAAGACCCG
Messenger RNA from Thecamonas trahens ATCC 50062, 1921 nucleotides. RefSeq lists its product as uncharacterized. The transcript is spliced from 2 exons. Gene Ontology annotation, biological process: mRNA cis splicing, via spliceosome. The record is from RefSeq and is a predicted model, not a curated record. Gene Ontology annotation, cellular component: U2-type prespliceosome; U1 snRNP. Bases 22 to 1914 code for a protein of 630 amino acids. Gene Ontology annotation, molecular function: RNA binding; protein binding. Lineage: Eukaryota; Apusomonadida; Apusomonadidae.